Messenger RNA from Aspergillus affinis, 3288 nucleotides. RefSeq names its product TPR-like protein. Lineage: Eukaryota; Fungi; Ascomycota; Eurotiomycetes; Eurotiales; Aspergillaceae. The coding region runs from base 1 to 3288 and encodes 1095 amino acids. Gene Ontology annotation, biological process: transcription by RNA polymerase III. The record is from RefSeq and is a predicted model, not a curated record. Gene Ontology annotation, cellular component: transcription factor TFIIIC complex. The transcript is spliced from 4 exons. Gene Ontology annotation, molecular function: protein binding.
AUGGAAUACCCUGACCCCGACCAUCUGGAUCAUCAUCCUUCUUCCCAGGAGCAUGCUUAUCCUGACAUCAAUGAAUCAAUCCACUAUCCAUGGCAGGGAGAAGAGCAACCCAUUCAAACCGAAGACUCCCUGCAUUCUGUGAUCGAUCCACGUCUGUACAAGGACUUGUUCUCCGCGAGUGCCUCGCAGCUACCAGAUCAGUCGCUCGAGGACGAAGACGACGAGGCGGCAAGGUUCGCCGAUGAACUGUAUCCCAGAAUUGAUGACUCAGCCGAAGACGAUGACUAUGAAUAUCCCGGAGAGGAAAGCUCAGGGGACGAUGAGUUUGCUGAUAUGCCGACGGAUGAAGGGGACGACGAUGAGUCGGAUUCUCGAAGACGGCGUCGUCGCCGCCGAGGCACUGGGCCCUUUUCUGGUCGAUAUGGCGCUAGAGGUGGUAAAGGGAUCAAAAGAGGGCCUCGUAAACCGUUGGAACCCAGCCCGGAAUUUAAAAUUCUUCAUUCCGAGGCCACUGCUGCAUUCAUUGACGGUGACUAUGACCGGGCUGCCACAUUAACCAAACAAGCAAUUCAGACCAAUCCGGAGAUGUUUGCUGCCCAUUCUUUGCUAUCGGAGAUCUUUCUCGCGCAGGGCCAAAGAGACAAAGCCCUGACGGCAUUGUUCAGUGGAGCUCAUACCCGUCCUAGGGAUCCGACAGUCUGGGCGAAAGUUGCAAAAAUGAUCAUGGAUCGGGCCGGAGAUGAUCGAUUUACAGCACUCAACGACGUCAUCUACUGCUAUAGCCGUGUUCUGGAAAUCAAUCCUAGAAACCACAAUGCGCGGUUUCAACGAGCUGCGAUCUAUCGGGAGUUAGGUCACAACGGACGUGCCGCUACGGAAUACGAAAGGAUCCUCAAAGAACUCCCUCAUAGUCUUAGGGCUCUUCGACAUAUCGCCGAAACCUAUAUCGACAGUAAAGAAGUCCAGAAAGCCGUGAAUCAUUGGUCCAAAAGUGUCAAGUACAUGACAUCUUUAGACCCCUCAGCCGCCCCAGAAUUCUCUUGGUCAGAUGCGAACAUUUUUGCCGAGCUUUAUGGCUACCAAGGCGAUCAUGCUACAGGACUAAGGUCCUUGAAGGCUCUCUGCAGAUGGCUUCUGGGCCGUAGGGAGGAUACGAUGUGGGAAAGAUUUGACGAGGAUGACCGCGAAUGGGAUGCUGAUGACUCCCCCCGACGUAUCAAAACCAAUGGGUAUAUACCAGGCCAGUGGCCGCGUGACUCGUACGGGCUAGGUCUUCCCCUUGAACUGCGCAUCAAGCUUGGUCUCUUCCGGGCGAAGAUGGGAUACGAGCACAGAGAGGAAGCCUUGCAUCAUUUUGAAUGGUUAAACCCAGAGGACAAUUCGGAAGGGGCCCGGCUCUAUGACUACGGUGACCUUUUUAGAGAGGUCGCGGACGCUUUGAAGGAUGUGGGACUGCUUGAGGAUGCCCUCCGAUUCUAUAUGCCUCUCCAGCAAACGAACGAAUACGCGGAUAUCAGCUACUUCCUGGCCAUGGGAGAUUGUUAUGCGCAGCUAGAGCGGUUCGAAGAGGCGGAAAAUUGCUAUCUCACCGUCGCAGAUUAUGACCUGACAAACAUCGAGUCGCGUGUUCAACUAGCAAGGCUGUAUGAGAACAUCGAUAUGACCGAACGGGCUCUCAAAUACGUCAAUGAGGCGGUUUUGCUUGGCAGACAGGAGAGCAGAGGUAAUCGACGAAGAAAAGACACGAGGCUUGAAAAUUUGGCAAUGGAAUUCAAAACGGCGGAGCUGGGGCCCGAAACGAUGGCUUUUCGGACGAUUGCGCCUCGACCUUCCGAGGAGGAGGAAGAGCCAGCAGCCCCAGCCUUGACAACGGUUCCGCCGACCAAAGAACGUCCCGAGGUCGACAGCAACAGAACAGAGAAUGUCCAGUACCUUUACUCCAAAUUAAUGCAGCUACAACCCCAUGUUAAAGAUGGGCACGUUGAAGCAACGGAGGACUGGUUGGAUAUUGCAGAUGCCCUGUUGCGCGAAUUCCGGUCCAAUCGUAUCUUCUACCCAAUGAUUCGCGGCACCGCUUUCUCAGGAUAUUCUAAAGAAGCAAGAAAGAAGGCCAACAGAUCCAAGGGCCGGUCGUUUAUCGAUGAAAUGCACGAAAUGGCAGGCCGUCUCCAGGAGACUUUAGGGAAUGAUCCUGAGGAAGACGCGCUGGGGCAGAUCCCAACAGAUUAUCAUGGGAUAUCGUUCGAGGAAUGGCUGGAUCUUUUCCUUCAAUAUGCCCUCGUCGUAGUCAGCCAGAAUGAGCCGGACGAAGCGUAUGAUACUCUUGCCGCGGCCGCUGAGGCCAGCAUUUGGUACCAUUCGAAAGAAAACGCCCGUCAGAUCCACAUUUGCUGGUUUACCUGUGCACUACGAGCGCAAGACGAAGAAGCACUUGCGAAUGAGGCACGGUGGUUCAUCAAAGAAUACCAAUUUGUCACCGACACCUACCGCCUCUUCGGCAUGCUCAGUCGCCUUAGUGGUGACCCUCACCGAUCGUUAUUCCACUCCUCCCCCAACAUGAAAUUUAUGCUGCGUCAGAUCAAGGCCAUGGACUUCACACUGCCCAAAAAGGGAGGCAAGAACGUUCGUUCCAUGAGGCCCGUCCGGGAGUCCAUCUACCGGGAACGCGCCGCGCUUUCAACACGUGACGAAGCUGGCGAGGCCAUCCCAGCCGAGGAAAUGGACGUCGCCCUGCUGGUCUUAUACGGCCACAUUCUCUACUCGGGCAACAGCUUCGUCCCGGCCCUGAACUACUUUUUCCGCGCCUACGAUCUCGACGACCAAAACCCCGCCGUGCUCCUCUCCAUCGGCCUCUGCUACAUCCAUCACUCGCUGAAGCGACAGUCCGAAAACAGACACUACCUCAUCAUGCAGGGCCUGUCUUUCAUGCACGAAUACCGCCGCAUCCGCGAGCAAAAGGGGACUCCGCUUGUGGAACGCCAGGAAAUGGAGUUCAAUUUCGCUCGCGUGUGGCAUAUGCUUGGUCUCGCACAUUUGGCUAUAGAAGGGUACGAGAAGGUCCUGGCUCUGUCCGAAGAGAGGAAGAUGCAGGCACAGACAACGCAGAACGACAGCGAUGUGAUCAUGACAGACGCGGGGCUCUCGCAAGAGCAGGAGCAGGCGCAGAAAAAAGCUCCCUUCGUGGAAGACUUCGCGCCAGAAGCGGCUGUAGCCUUGCAGAAUAUCUAUGCGCUCAGUGGAGAUUUGAAAUCCGCGCAGGAGGUCACUACCAAAUAUCUGGUUAUUUAA